ACAUUAUCUUGCACCACCUGCUGCCUCUUGCUAUUCGACGAGUUCUUCCAAGACCUUUGUGUAUGGUGUUGCUGGAAUUAAGUUCAUUUUUUCGACACUUAGGUGUAAACAAUUCUACAAGCGAGUCAUUUUCACAAUUGACACCACGCAUAGUCCUUGUUCUUUGCCAGCUAGAGAAAAUGUUUCCACCUUCUUUCUUUGACAUUAUGGUCCAUUUACCAAUCCACUUAGCAUAUGAAGCUGCAAUUGCUGGCCCUGUUCACUUUCGAACGAUGUGGCCUGUAGAGAGGAACUUGGGAACACUUAAGAGGUAUGUGCGUAACAAAAGUCGACCUGAGGGUUCGAUUGCUGAAGGGUACAUUGCUGAUGAGGCCAUGUCGUUUUGUUCCAUGUACUUGGAAGAUUCAGUUACACGCCGGACCAAUCUUGGACGAAAUGCUGAUGCGGAACAUCGAGAUGUGUCUGGUGGUUAUUCAAUUUUCCUUAAUAUUGGUCAUGCUAUUGGAGGUUCGGGUAAAGAAGUGCAUAUGGAUUAUAACGAGUGGCUUCGCGUACAUAGAUAUGUUCUACUUAAUUGUCCGGAGGUCAAACCAUUCGUAGAGUAAGUUGCUUAUUGACAUGAAAUUUUUUUUCAAUAAGCUGUGAAGAUUUUUGCUUAUAAGUUAUUAAUAUGCUUGUGUUCUUGAAUAUUAGUCAACACAUAGAAGAGGGAAGGAGAAGAAAGGGUCGAAAGAGGAUGUGGGAAGCUGACCAAGAAUCGUAUAGAACUUUUCCAGACUGGUUUGUGAUG
Molecule: messenger RNA, 790 nt
Organism: Rosa chinensis
Lineage: Eukaryota; Viridiplantae; Streptophyta; Magnoliopsida; Rosales; Rosaceae
Exons: 2
Coding region: 63-605 (180 amino acids)
Source: RefSeq, a predicted model, not a curated record